CACAGGAUCGUCGGGGGCCUUGACCUGAAAACUGGGAGCCAGUGACUGGAAGCCAUGGCAGCUGCUGAAAAAGAGGAAAUAAGUGUUGAAGAUGAAGCUGUGGAUAAAAACAUCUUCAAAGACUGCAACAAGAUUGCUUUCUACAGACGUCAGAAACAAUGGCUCUCCAAGAAGUCCCCCUAUCAGGCGUCACUAGACUUGGUCAGAACAGGAAGAAACAGCACCAAGUUCCGACUCAUCAAUGAAACAAAUAAGGUUCCUCUCCUUGCUGAAGUUUAUGGUAUAGAGGGAAAUAUCUUCAGGCUUAAAAUCAAUGAAGAGACUCCCCUAAAACCUAGGUAUGAAGUUCCAGAUGUCCUUACAAGCAAGCCACGCACUGUAAGGUUGAUUGAACACACAGAGGAUAUAGGCAGCCUGGUAUUGGCAGAUGGAAAAGGAGAUUUGAAGUUACAUAUCUCAGCAAACCCAUUCAAGGUAGACUUGGUGUCUAAAGAAGAGGUUGUGAUGAGCAUAAACUCCCUGGGCCAACUGUACUUUGAGCACCUGCAAAGAGCUACCAAAGAAAAUGAGGAUGCAUCUACUGACACCUGUCAGGAAAAUCAAGAGGUUCUAGACCUGUGGGAAGAGAAAUUUGGAAAAUUUGUGGAUAUCAAAGCUAAUGGUCCUACCUCCAUCGGUUUGGAUUUUUCCUUGCAUGGAUUUGAACAUCUCUACGGGAUCCCACAACAUGCAGAAUCACACCAACUGAAAAAUACUGGUGAUGGGGAUGCUUACCGUCUUUAUAACCUGGAUGUCUACGGAUAUAAAAUACAUGACAAAAUGGGCAUUUAUGGCUCAGUGCCUUAUCUCCUGGCCCACAAACUGGGCAGGACUCUGGGCAUUUUCUGGCUGAAUGCCUCAGAAACAUUAGUGGAGAUCAAGACAGAGCCCGAAGUAGAGUACACACUGACCCAGAUGGGCCCAGCUGCUGCUAAACAAAAGGUGAGGUCUAGAACUGAUGUGCACUGGAUGUCAGAGAGUGGAAUCAUUGAUGUUUUCCUGCUGACGGGACCUACACCUUCUGACGUCUUCAAGCAGUAUUCAUACCUUACAGGCACACAGGCCAUGCCCCCUCUUUUUUCCUUGGGGUACCAUCAGUGCCGCUGGAACUAUGAAGAUGAGCAGGAUGUCAAAGCAGUGGAUGCAGGAUUUGAUGACCACGACAUUCCUUACGACGUCAUGUGGCUAGAUAUAGAGCACACAGAGGGUAAAAGGUAUUUCACCUGGGACAAGAAAAGAUUCCCAAACCCUAAAGGGAUGCAAGAGCUUCUCAGGAGCAAAAACCGUAAGCUAGUGGUCAUUUGUGACCCCCACAUCAAGAUUGAUCCUGACUACUCAAUAUACACUGAAGCCAAAGAACAGGGCUUCUUUGUGAGGAAUCAAGAAGGGGGAGACUUUGAAGGGGUCUGCUGGCCUGGUCUCUCUUCUUACCUGGAUUUCACCAACCCCAAGGUCAGAGAGUGGUAUUCUGGUCUUUUUGCUUUCUCCGUUUAUCAGGGAUCUACUGACAUCCUCUACAUAUGGAAUGACAUGAAUGAACCCUCCGUCUUUAGAGGGCCGGAGCUAACCAUGCACAAGAAUGCCAUUCAUCAUGGCAACUGGGAGCACAGAGAACUGCACAACAUCUACGGUUUUUAUCAGCAAAUGGCUACAGCAAAGGGACUGAUACAACGAUCUAGAGGGAAGGAGAGACCCUUUGUCCUUACACGUUCUUUCUUUGCUGGAUCACAAAAGUAUGGUGCUGUAUGGACAGGUGACAACACAGCAGAAUGGAGUUACCUGAAAAUUUCUAUCCCAAUGCUACUCACUCUCAGCAUUACUGGGAUCUCUUUUUGUGGAGCUGAUGUUGGUGGCUUCAUUGGGAAUCCAGAGGCAGAGCUGCUAGUGCGCUGGUACCAGGCCGGGGCAUACCAGCCCUUCUUCCGUGGCCAUGCCACCAAGGACACCAAACGACGGGAACCCUGGCUCUUCGGGCAGGAACACACCCGACUCAUUCGGGAAGCCAUCAGGGCACGCUACACCCUUCUGCCCUAUUUGUAUUCUCUGUUCUACCACGCACACGUGACGUCUGAACCUGUCAUGAGGCCUCUGUGGAUAGAGUUCCCUGAGGAAUUCGAGACAUUUGGUGUGGAAGAUGAAUACAUGCUGGGGAGUGCUUUAUUGAUUCAUCCAGUCACUGAACCAAGUGCCACCAUGGUUGACGUGCUUCUGCCAGGAACAAGUGAGAUUUGGUAUGACUCUAAGACAUUUGCUCUUUGGGAAGGAGCCCAUACUGUGAAGAUUCCAGUCGCCUUGGACACGAUACCAGUGUUUCAACGAGGUGGAAGUAUAGUACCAAUAAAGACAACUAUAGGAAAAUCAACGGGCUGCAUGGUUGAUUCCCCUUAUGGACUCCAGGUGGCUCUAAGCGCUAAGGGUUCUGCUGUGGGUGAGCUGUAUCUUGACGAUGGCCAUUCAUUCCAAUACCUCCACCAGAAGCAAUUCUUACACAGGAAGUUUUCAUUCUGUUCAGGUGUUUUGAUCAACAGCUGUGCGGAUGAGAGGGGUCAUUAUCUCAGCAAGUGUAUGGUGGAGCAGAUCUGGGUCCUAGGCCUCAAGCAGCAGCCAUCUUCUGUGACUACCCACUCACCUGGUAGCAAAGAUCAGCCUGUGGCUUUUACAUAUUGUGCCAGAACAUCCACCCUGAGACUACAGAAGCUCUCUCUGCACAUUGGCGCUGACUGGGAGGUCUUCAUCAAGUGACAGAGCGUGAACCUCGUGACGGGUGCAGGGAGAGCUUGCACCUUCCCGUCUCCCUGGGCCUGUACUGUGCUGCGUGUUAGUUGACUGCCUGCGCUCAAAAUAAUCAGUCAUUAGUUCCGAGUUUACUACUAAAUAAGAGAGUUCAUAUUUUUCAAAUUGUACCUUUUUUAGAUCUACUAGUAACAUACUUAUGACAAAUACAAGUAACCCUGAGACAUUUUAGAGUUAAGGAAUUUUCCACUGUUUCUUGGACAUGGCCCUGUGCUAAGCACUGUGGUUCAGGGAGAAGCUUCUCUGAGCAUUUCUGGAUGGCCUUAUUUUACAUAAGAUAUGGCCAGACCCACGUUGUGUGGCCAUUUGUCAGCGUUUGCCUUGGGUCUUGAAGCAGAAUCACUUUGGUUACAGCCAGAGUUGCUAGAAGCUUAGCUCCAAGUAGACAGGAGCUUCUAUCUCCUCUUGCCCACGUCGUUAUCUUUCUCCCUCUCAGCGGUGAACAAAACAACCUUUUACUGCUUGCACUGCAUGUGCUGCAGCAAUAGGUGGUUAUUCUGCCCUAGAGACAGACUCAGGAGCACAAAGGAUUCUUUUCCCUUUAUUUCAGGCUCUAAAGUUCCAAAUUAACUUUUUAAGUUCUAAUUUCUUUCUUUAAUUGCUUGUAUUAAAUGAUGUCUACUGACCAGGGAGUAUUUGUAACAUGAGUAAGCUGAAAGUUAGAAUAAUAAAAUCAAUAACCACAUCCCCACCACUAAACUUCAGAAGAACACAGAACUAGAGCAAUGGUUAGGCAAUGAGACACUUGCCGCGGGUACAAAAUACAAGACGGUAAAUAAUAUUUUAAUUUUAAUAAAUAAUAUUUUAAUAUACUAUUUUUUAAAUCAAAAGUAACGCCAAAAGCCCACAAUGAACAAAAGGUCAAAAAUUUAAAUAAAGACAGGAUCAGCAUUACUGGACUUUCCUUCUGCCUCAGGCACCAGCAUGGCUUGACGUGGAUUAGGUUUUCAGGAUGCUCCUUGCUCCCUGCCUCUCUGUCCUUAGCACAGUUCAACAUGUACGUUUUCUCAUCAAGUUUCCUCCAUAAAUUUCCAGCCGUCACCUCUGUGCCUUCUGUUCCCUGGCACUCAGUAUACCCCUGCCGCUCUUCUACCUAUGCAAUUAUUACCAUCUUUCCAGGCCCAUCUCAAAUUCCACUCUUCCAUGAAGUGUUCCUACUACCCUAACACCUUUACCCUCCCCCAACACCCACAAGCAGUAAUUUGCUCUCUUCUAAACUGCUGACUUUCCCCUUAUACUAGCAUUCUCAGGGAUAGCCCUUUCAGGUUUGUGCAUGCCUUAUUUGUCUUACAUCUGCUAGAGCACCCCUGCCUUUCAGUAACUAUUAACUAUUGUUAGUUAGCUGAUGGAUUUGACUGAAUAAAAAGUGACAAUUGAGGAUGCAUUUAUUCCUGAUUUGUUUUUCUGACAUUGUAUUCUUCCCUCCAAGUACAGUAAACAUUGGGCACUUUUCAGUGUAUCAGCUAAGAUUUGAACUUUGUGCCACAGAGAAGCUCACAUAGACAUAUGCAUAUUCUUUCUUCCUGUUUCUGUAAGUUUUGCUACUAAAGAGAAAGGAAGAAACCUACAUUAGUUGAUAUCAUAUUUUCCAGCUUUAAAGUUCCCUUGCCAACCAAAUCAGGCAACCUGAAAACUGGGUGCUUUUACAUAAUGUAAGUGAUGCUGAAUGUUUUAUAUAACAUUUAAAGUUAAAUAAUAAAGCCCUAUCUUUGGGUCACCAUCUACUGCAUAUAUUCUUCAUUUUAAAUAUUUUUGGAGGAAGGAAUAAAAUGAGAUAGGAGAAAUCUAUACUGAAACAUUUGACCAAAGACAUUGAGUGGCAAGAGGUAUGGUCUAGGUAUUUUUCAUUGUUCUCUGCUCUCACUGUUUCUUACAUCUCAUCCAUCUGCUGUUUCUGAAUUUAUGUACCAGAGAGCUAUGGGGGCUGAACUGGCCUACACAUGUUCAGUUAUCUUGUGUGAAUAAUUCAUGAUAAGGUUUUUCAAAAAUCUGGAUUGUAUAUAAGAUAUUAGAGUCAUUUCAACAGGCAUUCAAACAAAGCUCUAAAAUAGAUACAUACUGUAGUUUGCUUUCAAGGCUUAGGCUGAAGAAUGAAUUUACAAAACAGAAACUGGCCAAAAGAAAUAUGAGCAUGGAAAAGUCACAAAAGAAAGUAAAAUAGACAAAAUAAGCAUGAAACAUACUCAUUCUCAUUAAUAAUCAAAGAAAUUAUUUCCCCCCAAUUAGCUAAGAUUAAAAAGAGGGAAAAUAUCCAAUGCUAUUGUUCGUGUGGGGCAUAGGGGUUCUUGUACAUAAUUGGUGGAAUUAUAAAAAAGUACAAUCUCUCAGGAUAGCAAUCUGGCAAUAGUAUCAAGAUUUUAAAUUUACAUACUCUAACCUAACAGCUGCACAUUUGCUAAAAGAAUAGUCACUUAUGGGCC
This is a messenger RNA of Condylura cristata (star-nosed mole), 5252 nucleotides long. It is a transcript of the gene GANC, whose product is annotated as glucosidase, alpha; neutral C. The transcript is spliced from 24 exons. The coding region runs from base 55 to 2781 and encodes 908 amino acids. Gene Ontology annotation, molecular function: alpha-1,4-glucosidase activity; carbohydrate binding. Lineage: Eukaryota; Metazoa; Chordata; Mammalia; Eulipotyphla; Talpidae. Gene Ontology annotation, biological process: N-glycan processing; carbohydrate metabolic process. The record is from RefSeq and is a predicted model, not a curated record.